Antechinus flavipes (yellow-footed antechinus) is the source of this 4373-nucleotide messenger RNA. RefSeq names its product BRICHOS domain containing 5 (gene BRICD5). Bases 2996 to 3679 code for a protein of 227 amino acids. The record is from RefSeq and is a predicted model, not a curated record. The transcript is spliced from 6 exons. Gene Ontology annotation, biological process: regulation of cell population proliferation. Lineage: Eukaryota; Metazoa; Chordata; Mammalia; Dasyuromorphia; Dasyuridae.
AGGGGGGUCAAGCAGAGGGGAUGAUUUUGUUUACAAAUUUCCUCUAUUUUAAGAUGCACUUUGAAAAGGAGGGAAACAUUGUAGUGGCUCCUGACUGUAUUUUGUUGGGAGGGAGGGCCCACCGCAAUGCCUGCCUCCCAGGGAUUCAGCUAACUUCAGAGUUGUAACUGAAGCUGCAGAGUUAGGGAAGGGAGAGUAUUUCAGACUUGUGUUUAAAUUUAUCUUUCAGAAAUAUCUGAAAUUCAAAGUUUAUUCAGGGAUAAGCCUUUUUUUCAGGCAGGGAGGUGGGGCUAUUUUGUGACUUCUGAGAACUGAUAGAAACCAAACUAGGCCGGGCUUCACCACCUUUUUGUCCUUGGCAAGCCUCUUCUUAGAGGCCUUUGCCUUAGCGUUACCAAGACUUGGGGAAAGAGAAGGGCACAUUCCCAUUUGGAAACCCUUCAUUAAGGUUCUGUCCCCAUUUCUUACCCCUCCCCUUUCAAUUCAACUGCACUCUGAUUGAUGUCACAAAUGGGCAUUUGUUGCAUUUCAAACUCGGGGCCCUUGGGCCUUGCUUUGCCUCCAUCCAGAUAUAUCUGUAAAAUCUCAGGAUAACUCAGAAGGCCUGAGGAUGUCUUAAUCCAUCUUCAAUAUUUAUUUAAAAUAUUAAGUGAAGUAUAUUAUAUAGAACAGUUUUAUGAAGUGCGUGCUAGAGAGAAUGUAAAUGGUGUCCACUUUACCCAGUCUCCUUGUUUUAGUACCGCUGUUUAGUGAACUGAAAGUGGGUAUUGGUACCAAAAACUUAUUUUUUUACUUUUGAACAACUUUGUAAAGUGGUGGAAUUAAAUCUUAAUGUAUUACUUGCUUCAUGUCCUAGGAAGAAUAUUUUAAGGGAUUUCAAAUACUUGCUUAGGACAUGUGCUGGCAGUGCUUCUGUGGGUGGUGAAAGAACUUCAGGGUCUCCUUUAGGCAGGCCAGACUUCUGACUCUCAUUGUAAAGAGAAGCUUAGAGCCCUGACAAAGGCGCCUCAUCUGAAGGAACAAUCUGUAUAACUGCACCUGCGUCUGGUAGUGGGAACCAGCCAGGGAGGGUGGGGUCUUUGUAAGCAGAAGGCCAAAGCAGUGCAAGGCUGUACGGAGCUUUGCAGUCUUAUGAGACACAAGAUACACACUCAUACCACCUGGGGGUUUAGAUGCCAGGAGUGUAAAUUUGUUACUUGCCCUAAACAAGGGCAAUGGAGAGAUACUUAGGUGCCUAUAGAAGUUUGAAAUAUGCACCACCAUUUGGCGCUUCCUUUGGAGGCUGAAAGGGCAUCCUUUGGCUUCUGAUCCUUCCCUGGGCCAUAGGGUACCUCCUCAGUGUGGAAAUAUGGUUUUGUACUAGAAAAACAGAAUCCUGAUUUUAAAAAAAACUCUCCAAACAGUGUUAAUGGGGUUGCACAGCAUGAUGGUAGGACUUCACAGGAAAAUUCACACUUGAAAUAUACCCACGGAUGGAUGUUCCCAUAAGCAAUAAAUACACAGGACUUACACCUGUCUCUUCAGCUUCUUCCAUAGUCUCAGCUACAGGCAGUAAGUAGGUACUGUUCUUUGGCACUGUCAGCUGUGUCUGCCAUGCAUCCCAGUUUCCUCUCCAUGUGAUUUACAGAAAGUAAAUCUUUUUGUGGUUCAAAAGCAUGGCUUUGCCAAAUCAGGUCAAGGGUUCUUAUCAAUAUUAAAGAGUGUUACAACCCAAAAUGUAAAGUAGAGGAAGUAGGUAUAUCAUAUUGCCUGUUUGGGUUAGUUUUCUAGGUCAAAAGUCUCAGACCCUUGGUUGUCCUACCUGCCAUGGAACUGUACUGGUAAAAUGUUUGUGAACCUUUCAUGCCCUUUGGGGCUCAUCCCACUGUAUUUACCUGAAUUCGUAUUAAACUUACAAACCUGCUCAGACUCUUUCUGUUCAGACUCUUUCUUAAAGUGGUUUCUUUUUCUGAAGCUAUUUUAGUCCCAUUUAGGAAUGAAGACAACUAUACAGCAUAUGCCAACAAAAUUAAGGACCACCAAGCUUUUGCAUCACAGCUCAAAGAACUGUGAACCUGUACUUUUCAACUGCCAUUUUUCAUUGUCACAAUCCUGUGCAACCAUUUUCUUGAUCUCUUCUGUGUACACUGAAUUGAGGGCUCUUGCUGAUAUUGGUGAGCUUUCUGUAGGAACAUUUUGUGAAUUCAAACCAAUUUCUUAGACUAGUUUCUGUCCUUAAAGGCCUUCCAUACAAGCUCAAGUAGGAAUAAAAAUAUUUUUUUCAAUUCUUGACCUAUAUGUAUGCUACUUGUGGCAAAUAUCUGGACACAUAUCAAAUCUGCAUUUCCCCACUUCCCUAUUUAAUAUCACCACAGAAAAAGCAAAAAUUUAAGUACUCUUAACAGAGCAUUACCUGAAUGUCAAUAGGCAAAUGCCCCAGAUACACCUGAACAUUUUUUACCUAUGCCAUAGCUGCCCCCGCAAAUGAUGGUGUUAGCUCACAUUUCUACUGAUUUUUGCAAAGUACUUUUAACAAUCCUGUGAGGGAGACAGGUAAAUUUACUCUCAUUUUAUAUAGGGGAGAAAGGAACUCUAAAUCAUGCCCAUAGCUGCAUGGCUAAUAAAUGGAGUUGAGUUGGACUCAUCAGCAUGUUAAUAAGCAAGGUUUUUACAAAAUUAAACUGGUAUGUGUAUAUACAUGCUCAUACAAAGUUUGGAAGAAGCUUGACAUAGAUCUCAGCUAGGCCCUGUAAAUUGGGUGCCUGUUCUAGGAGGGACUGUGACAGAAGCUCUCUCCACCUGGAGAAGAGGGAGAUCUGGCUGGUCUUGCCCUGGGAUAUCAGUGUCAGGUGACAUGGGGGGAGGAGGGGUAGAUCUGAGGGUCCUCCGGGAAGAUUCUGAUUGUUCAGCUUUGAUGGACACAUCCUUGGGUUUCUGUGGCUGGCUCUAAGGAGCCAGGUUGGGCAGGGCCAAGCACAAUCCAGACAUUGUGAGUGGGAGCAGAGUAGGCUGCAGCAUGGAGGCACAGAGCAGCGGACCUGGGGUUCAGAGGCAAAGGCCCUCCAAGGUGAGCUCCAAGCUGCCUAUAGGGUCACACUGGCCAGUCCUAGGCCUGGCACUGCUGCUACUGUUGCUGGCUUUGGCUGGAGCUGUGGUCGGGGGGCUCCUUGGCUUGGCACACAGCCCUGCUGAGCCUAUACUGCAGGCUGUCCGAUGGGCCUUCUUGAGUCCUCCUACCUCCUGGCCCAACCAGACUGCCACAGUGGACCCAGCCCAGGACACAGUGACCUAUGUGGUGACUCCACCUCAGAACAACCAUAGCUGGGCUGUGCUAUUUGACAGCCACAAUGGUUUUGUGUGUUAUCGCCCUGGGGAACAAAAGUCCUGCUUUCUGCGGAGCAUGGAGACCUGGGAGCGAGAAGCCCUGCAGCUGGUCCUCAACACCUCUCAGGUUGACUGGCCACUGGGUCCCAACAAAGAUACCAGAUAUACUCAAGAGUUUUUGGGGGUGCUAGGGGGGCAUGAAGUGGACCCUGCUCUAGUAGGAGGACCAGUUCAACACCUUUGUGACCAACUUCCUAUCUACUGGGUGCAAAGAGCAGAAGGUUCACGGAAACAGAGGUUAAUUUAUCUCUGCAUUGACAUUUGUUUUCCAAGCAACAUUUGUGUAUCUGUCUGCUUUUAUUACCUUCCAGAUUAGGAAUAAAUAGCUUCAGGACUAGGCACCUUGGGCUAUCCUCUCUGCCCUGCCUGCCCCAGUCUGUCCCUGGUCAAUGAAGAAUCAGGGACUAAAGCAGGAACAUAAUCCCCUCCCCAGAUCCAUGGGUGGGGGCAGCUGUCCUUAGUGCCAAGCCAGAGGGCUGUAGGCCAGGUUGGAAAAUUUCUCUACUGGAAAUGAAGGUUUCUUCAUUAACAUGGGAGAUGCCAGGGAGAGCUUGGUUUUAGUCCUGAAUAAAAUGAUCACAAAUGGCUGAUCCUGUGCUGACUUGAUGGCUUGGACAUCCCGACCUUUGGAGUUUUGCAGUUUCUUUCUGGGAUUAGGAGAAUCAAUCCAGUGCCCUUCUAUUUUAUGGAAGUUCCAUCCCAGCUUUAGGGAUACCAGAGUUCCUAACCCUUCCACCUCUCAUCAGCCAUGCUCCGUCCCCAUUGUCCCAAGUUUCCAGGGCCAGUCCCAACCCCUUUCUGUUUUCCAAUAGCUCAGCUGGACUGGGCCCUACCUGGAUUUAUUCUUUCUACACCAAACUCCAUGUAUGGACAGAGUUAGGUUAGGUUUAAGAAUAAAGUUGAGGGGCAGCUAGGUGGUGUAGUGGAUAGAGCACCAGCCCUGAAGUCAGGAGGACCUGAGUUCAAAUCUGGCCUCAGACACGUAACACUUCCUAGUUGUGUGACCCUGG